AUGGCAGCGGUGUUUCUAAUUACGUUGUAUGAAUAUUCUCCAUUAUUUUACAUUACUGUCAUAUCGUUAUGUUUCGUUGUUACCGCCGCCAUGGUCCUCGGCUGGUUUGGUUUCGAUGUCCCAGUGAUUCUCCGCAGCUCUGAUGAGACUGAGUCAGUCGUGCCUGUCCCAGAGAAGAGGAUGGUUCAGGUGACCAACCCCUUUGCCCUAGAGAUGGGUUCCUCUGGGGUGGCCUCUGUGACUGAGGGUGUGUCCCUGCUUCCAUGCUGCCUGGAGCCUUGUGUGCGUUGUUACUGGGGUUGUGGUGUCCAUGCCCUACAGGGGGCGCUACAGUCGCACCAACACGGCCCCAGUAAGCUCGCCACGCCACAUCUGUUCCAGGAAGCUCUGCACUUCCAGUACCAUCACUGCCAAAGCUUCCAUAUCAGUGGAGAGGACAAAGAGGAGCAUUAUACCAAGAUGCCAGCCGAUCUGGGGAUCACUGAUUUCGGGCUUUUGCCACGGGAACGCUACCCCAUAGUGGCUGUCCUCACACUGGCCAAAUCUGAAGCAAGGGACACUUACAACAUUGUCGCCAGCGUCACAGUGGUUCACGUUCCAGAUGACAAAUACAGCCUGUCGGCACGGAUCCUGUUUCAAUAUCUCCUCACGGCACAAGGGAACAUGUAUGAGUUGAAGCCACUAUUUAUGUCAGCCGAGAGCAAGGGGUUGUCGGAUGCGACUGACCCCGACCGUAGCACAGAGGCACCACCAGAAACACAGAAAAGAGAACCCGGAAAGGAGAUGCCAGGAAUGGAAGAUGAAGAGGAUUGGUCAGAGGAGGGAAAAGGCAAAGACUGUGUGGUGUGUCAGAAUGCACCUGUUAACCGCGUCCUGCUGCCCUGCAGGCACGCCUGUGUGUGUGACGGCUGUGUCCAUCGCUUCCAACACUGCCCCAUAUGCAGAGCUUUCGUAUUAGAGUCCUUUGCCCUGUUCCAGCAGACCCAUAUGGAGGAGGUAGAGGAAGAAUGAACUGUAAUGUAGCAGGUCAAUAUUACCAGUAUUUAUAUGAACGUAGUAAUGUUACUCAUUGGAGUAGCUCAGAAUCAAAGUGUUUACAGAAUGGAUGAUAUGGUUUCACAUUGAGGUGUUUUAUUGAACAUUUCCAACUGUUUUAUGGCUGUGAGCAUAUAAACCACAUUAUCACAUUGAGUUUAUUGAGGUGCAAACUACUUGUACUAUUUGUAAAUGUAGAUAUGGAAAACCUAAUAUUUUUUAUGUGCAAUGUAUAGAGAAUGUAUUGUUUUUGUCAAUAUACCAUACAGUGAGGUGUUUUUUCUUUUGACCCUUAAAUCGUGGACAAAGUUAUGAAUUGCAUCUUUAUGAAAAUCACAAAGAAAUCAAACCUGGCAUCACAGCUUCCCCAAGGUUUAAAAGGCAGCAAAAAAAAUAGGACAAUCAGUGUGAAAUAUCAAUGUUUUAAUGUGACAUAUUCCUUUGAUUUUACAGAUACAGAUGCUCCAAUGGCAAGAAUAUUUGUUUUGUUAAUAUAACCCAAAAUACUGGGCCAGUGGGCAUAAAUUUCACACUAUGGACUGGAGACAGAGACAUUAAUGUAUCCAUUUCCAAUAUCUAUAACUGUUUUGAGGUCACUUCUUGGCAACUCUGUAUAUAAAUGGUACACUAAUUAGAACAGACACCACCCCCAAGAAGCUUUU
Oncorhynchus nerka (sockeye salmon) is the source of this 1697-nucleotide messenger RNA. It is a transcript of the gene cgrrf1, whose product is annotated as cell growth regulator with ring finger domain 1. Lineage: Eukaryota; Metazoa; Chordata; Actinopteri; Salmoniformes; Salmonidae. Gene Ontology annotation, biological process: negative regulation of cell growth. The record is from RefSeq and is a predicted model, not a curated record.